UAACUAUCCAACCCUGGUGCUUCAAGCUCAAAAGGAGGCAGAUGGGUUUCAACUGACCUGCUCCGUCAACAGCUGUAUGGAAGACAAGGAUGAUGCGAGUGGCAGCAGCAGCAGCAGUGCGGAUCAAGCCUGCCAGCGACCACCAGGCACACAGAUAAGCUGCAGAGGCCUGGAGUUGGAUCGUCUUUCACCUGGCGACAAGCAGGAUCAUCCGGUGGUGCUUGUGCGGGAGGGUGAAGUCGUUGAAGCUUGGUCGGAAAUACUACCAGACCUGCAGAUAAUUGAAAGCUCACAGUCGAGUCUCACGGUGAAAAUACCCAAAAACGUAGGUCGACUGGCGGUCAACGGAGCUGGCGGCGGCGGUGUGGAUCAAUCGGGAUGGUCAAAUAUCUCUGCUUCUAACGAGUGCGGGGAUGAAACAAACAAGAGCAACGGCAUUUCGACCGUCGCUGCCAACGAUGUCCCCUACGAGCUGCAGGGAACCACAACAGACGCGUCUCCGUCGCGUUCCCACCCGCCCUCACGGCGGCCAAGGUCUGCUACACCGAUCUCCCUAUGGUGGAUCUAUCUCCCCUCCUCUCCAUCUGUGUUUUUUGAUGACGGAGCAGCACCUCCCGACCAUGCUGCUGCUGCUGCUCCUCCUCGCCACCGG
Molecule: messenger RNA, 652 nt
Organism: Dibothriocephalus latus
Lineage: Eukaryota; Metazoa; Platyhelminthes; Cestoda; Diphyllobothriidea; Diphyllobothriidae
Source: the annotation of a GenBank genome assembly